UGGACUGUCGGCCGGGAGAAAAGCCAGAGGGAACGGGGGAGCUUCCCCAUCGGCUCCUAUUGGCCAACAACAGUUAAAGGCAUCCUGAUCAUGCAACUAAAAAAAGUGGCUUCCAUUUACUGAUCAAACUCCAAGGAAGAAAGAACGGGCGUUUUAUGGACAGAGACGAAAAUCCAGUGCCUCAAAUCCCAGCGAACUGGGAUGAUUUCUACCAGCGAGAGAAAACGGUUUAUUUUGUUGAAGGAUUCUAACACAAGUGGUUAUUUUACUACACAGAGGCCCGUUUAGUGUUUUUUAAUGCAAAUGUUAAUAUAUUUUUCUCCUUCACGUGUAAUGUGAGAAUGCUGGGGUGCAUGUGUGUGUGUGUGUGUGUGUGUGGUUUAACUGCUCUGUCCAUUCACCCUCAUUUUUUUACGAUCUUUGUCCCGCAGAGACGCUGACAGAGACGGCACAGGAAUGAAAACAAGGUUUCACAAUGAAUGUACGGUAACACGACUCUAAAGCAAGGCCGCUAUAAUUAUAUGACCUGCUUUCGUAGUUUUAGGUGUUGCCUGCUUGUGGUAAAGUACAGCACCGGGGGUGGGGGUUGCAGCAACACCUGCUCGCUACCCAGCUCAUUCUGCACCGUUGUUCGCUUUUUUAUCUCAAACUGGGUCCGAUCCAACCAUUUGUUCGCCGUCAAACCUGGGCGCGUUCUCAGCAGCAUCCAGAGAUUAUACCAAACAUAAGGAGGAGGGGAUCUUUUCUCCCCGCAUGCAAGGCGCGGCGGCCAAUCCAAAGUGUUUCUGUAAACAAUCGUGAACCCGAACGUCUGCUGUGAUGGAGCGCUGACAGCCUGGGAUUACAGUAAACGCCGUUCCGUAGCUCAAUGAGAACAAUAUCGUCAGGCUGCAUGCCAAGUUCUCUAAAUUCUUUUUGUGUUCAGAUCAGUCGAGUUGCCUAAAACAAAGUAGCCGAUGAUUGGAAAUCUGGAACAGAUCUUUUGCGUUCGUGGGAGGAUUGUUUCCACGUGUUCAGUCGUUUAUUAAAAACGACGGAGAGCAUUAAAAUAACAUGAAGCUGAGUGAUCAUGACGAGCAGGUUGCAUUAAAAUGAGUCCAGGUGUUCAGGGGCAAAAUCCACUUUGAUUAAGGGCUCUUUAGCUUGAGAAACUAUAUUUUCCCAUUAACUUUUUCCAUAUUUGUAUCAUUUUAAAUGUCAGCAGUGUGCCCCCCCCCCCCCCCCCCACGACUAAUUACAUGGCUUUCUGCCUCUCACGCAGCCUCUUGUACAGUAGCAUUCCCCUCACACUGUGCUCCUUUGCUUCAGAGCGUGUUCUGAAACCGCUGCAGAGUAGCCGCCUCAAACAUUCCUCCUUGGUAAACAUGGGUGGGGCUCACGGCUCACCCAAGGGCUUGUUCUGUGAAUUUCUGCAGGAUCUCUGUACACAAGCCAUAGAACUCACUGAUGCUCCUGAUGCCUCCUUUACAGAGAAUAAAUGUUUUCUUUUUUAAAAACACGACUCGGUUUGUACUUCAUAUUUGUGCCGAGGGCAUUUUGAUGCUCUGAUUUAUGAAGCCGUGUUCUUCUGAGGAGGAAAAAAAAAUUCUCCUUUGAACUCCAGAAGUCUGCUGUGUUCGCUCAACCAACGCAGCAGUAAUGUUUAAUCAUGGUUACAUAUGUGUUUCAUCAUGCCUCUGCAUGAACACUCACCUACUCUCUCAGCUGCAGUGUGGCUCUGAAUUCUGAUAGCUCUAUUUUUUAAACAUAGCACAAGUAUGCUCUGGAAGUCUGCUUUAUUCACAUUUUAAAUUCUAUCAGCUUUAUCUUUAUUUUCAAGACUAACCACAUUUUAUCAGCUCUUUUCUGUGUUGUACUUUCCUUCAGCAGCCACAGGAGGGCACUGUUUCCCCAACAAUAGAAACGCCUCACCAUCCAAAUGCUAAAGCAAAGGAAUGAAAGUUGUAUUUAUGCAUAAAUUUGUAGCUCAGACACAUUUAAAAUGAGAGAAACAGAAUUAUCUAACUUGGCACGCCUGUAGACGACUGAAAAUCCUCUAUGUGUAAACAGACUAAAUCAGAUAUGCUCUGAUAUUAGUUUAAAGAUUUACUUAUGAAUCUUGCUGUAAAAUUAAUUAUAUUGUGCUUUUAUUUCCCAUCUAACUCCUGGCGUGAUGCCCGAGAAACGCCUGAUGUAUACAUGUAUUAGCUGUUUUUAUGUUUUCAGACGCAUGCAAAACAGAAACGUGCUGAAGGUGACGUUUUCAGUCGUUCACAUGAGACUUGAUCUUUUUAAAAAAAGGGCGCAUGAAAGCGAUUUAAAUACACGUUCGUUAAGCAGAGGCAUACUGAAGCUGCUUCCUGAUUAACAUUUCUGCACUAGAUGGAAAACGAGUUCAUACGUCUGCACAGCUGCCUGUUUUUCUGAAUGACAGAAGAGACGGCGAAGGUGACAGCAUGCUAAUUGUGGGAUCACUUGGCGACUGCCCUGCUUUAAACAGGCCAGGGUUAUGCAAAUAAAGUGGAAUGGUUCUUUUUCUCAACAGCAAGAUCCAGGGAAAAAUGACAGUUUGUUUAGCGCUGGAGAAUUUGAUGUUAAGUCUACUUGGCACCUCACAGUGAGGUUGCAGGUUCGAAUCCUGGCUGUGGCCCUUUUGGAAUAGAGUCGGCAUGCAGUUGUGUUGUAGUCGUAUGUUUAGAUCCUCAGUUUGACAUUGAAAGAGACCAGUCAUCAUAAACAAACACAGGGAGGUGAUUUUUACUGAAUUUGUUAGCAGAGGAAAGAACGAGAGCUCAUAUAGCGCCUCAGGACAAAACCAUGAGUCGCUUCACAAGAACAAAAAUGUACAAAUUAAAAAAUGAUGAAAAAGAAAUAAUUGUGAUUAAAAAAUGUAAGGAAAGUGAGAGAGAAAAUAAAAAAGAGGAAAUCAGUGGAUCCCGGGAAAGGCGGAAUAAGGAGAGGGUGAUCUCAGGCUCAGGGGGAGAGAGUUCCAGAGUCUGGGGGCCACAGCAGCAAAUGAUCUGUCACCUUUGGUCUUUAGCCUGGUGCGCUGCACAACCAGUAGGCUUAGGUCACUGGACCUCGGGGACCUGCUGGGGGUGUAGGGACUAAGAAGAUCACAGAUAUAUGAUGGUGCUUGUUAGGGCUGCAUAAUAUAUCGUAAAUAUAUUGUUAUUGCGAUACCAGCAUGCACAAUAUGCAUAUCGCAAAGAACAGAUAAAUGUCGCAAUGAAUGGUCAGCGCAAAUGUUUGCUACACAACACAUUCUGUCAAACAAAAGCAUGAUGAUUUUUUUAAACAAAUCAAAUGGAGCUCUUCACCCAUUUGGCCAACUGGGUGGGUUCUCAUAGGUCAAAUGCGCUCCCCCGAGGCGGACGGCACUUAAUUUUGAUGGUUAGCAAACACCUGAGUUAGCUUUGUUCUGCUCUUCCUGCUGAUUCUGCUUUUCCCGAGAUCCACUGAUUGCCUUUUCUUGUUUACUUUCUUUUUCUCUUUGCUCAUAUCUUUUGCUUUUCUCAUUUUUAUGAUUUGUCAUUUUUUAAAUUUUUGAUUAUUUUUGUUCCUGCGUUAAGUUUUUAUUUAUCGCAAGUAAUAUCGUCCUCGCAAUAUUAAUCACUGUUAUCGCAUAUCGCAGGUUUUCCCAAUAUUGUGCAGCCCUAGUGCUUGUCCAUGUAAGGCCCUAUAGACCAGAACCAGGAUCUAGAAAUGAACCCUGAAGUUGACUGGCAGCCAGUGAAGCUGGAGGAGAAGCGGGGUGAUGUGGGUGUGUUUGGAGGACUUGGUCAGAAGCCGCGCACAGGCAUUCUGAACCACCUGUAGACGGUUCAGGGAGGUUCUGCUCAGACACGUGAAAAGAGAGUUACAGUAGUCUAAGCGUGAGGAGAUGAAGGUGUGGAGAACUGUCUCAAGUUCAGAGCGGGACAGAAUGGGACUCAGCUUAUCAACGUUCCUGAGAUGGAAGAAGGAAGAGCGAACAAGAGAAGUGACAUUAAGAAUCCAGGGUGAGAGCUGGGUCAAAGGUCACGCCACGAUUCUUGACAGAAGGUUUGGUGUGAGAAGCAAGCUGACCAUGAGAACAAGGGACUGAGACGACAUCCCUGAUGGACCCCUGUGCUCAGUCAAACGGUCUGAUGUCAUUACAUGCAUGCGUGGGUUUUCCUGAUUAUUCUGAUUUCUUCCCACAGACCAAAGACAUGCGUUAGCUUAAUCGGUGAAUCUUACUUGUCCCUAGGAGUGUUUAAUGUCCCUGUGAUGGACUGGAGACCUGUGAUUGCCCAAUGACUGAUGGCUCCAGUUACCCGUAACCCUACAGAGGACAAGUGGUUAAGAAGAAGAUCUCUUAACAUUCAGAAUGAUUGUGGUGGUUUACAGGAAACAAAGAUCACAAUGCUGAAAAACCUGUAAGAUUCAUUUUUAUGCCCUUUUGUAAACCUUCCUCAAGUACUUCAUCUCUUAGCAAACCCACUUAGAAAUGCAACAAGUGGCAGCAGGAUGUGCAUCCAUCAGUAGGACACAGAAACAUGUAAAGCUGUAAAAAAGCCAACAUGCAACUCUCCAAUUUCGGUCUCAUAAAGGUUCUUUUUUCGGAAAGUUGCUUCAUCUAACUUUGCUACAUCAGGGGGAAAUAUUUGACCCGUUGACCCCACAUUUGCUUGUAUAGUCACCGUCCGUGUUACAUUGGUGUUUUGGUUCAAAUUGGGUUAAUCAACUAAAAGAUCUCACACUUUUAGUGUUGAACAACGUAAUUUGGAGAGAAUUUGAAUUAUUUCAGGCCCACUUACCAUUUCAUGUUAAAAUUAUACUUUUAACUGUUAGUGUAUUGCUUUUCUCACUAAUCACAAUAAAAGUGCAAAUAAACAAGCUAAAGAAGAGAUCAUUCAUUCAUUAGGACACAUGGGUGAGGUGACAUUAAAGUGGGCACUCCUCUGCUCUCACAGAAACAUGCAGCGUCUAGCCUACUCAUCCAAACGAGAGGCCAAAUGACUUUAAUUAUGGAGUAAUUGCAGAGUCUUGUGUUAAUUAAAUCUUUAUCACUUCAAGAGAGGAUUGCUCCCACACGGAAGCCGUGCAGCGACGUACAGCCCUGCUCUCUCCCUUCACCGGGCUGCACACUGGAAUGAUUGGAAUUAGCACGAUUUUGGGGAAAAGAGGGAGGAGGGGUGGGUUUCAGCAACCAGCUGUGUUUUAAAAACACCGUAACAAACACGAUAGCACCGAUGUGAGGGAGUGUCCUGCGCUGGAAAAUGAGAUACACAAUUUAUCUGAGGUUCCUGGUGUUUGACAAAAUUGAAUCCUCUCAUUUUAAUUGCUCUCGACUAGGCGUGCUGCUCCAGGCCAUGGAAACGUGAGCUCUGUGUGUCGUCCCUUGUUCUCUACAGACUAUUAUGUUCCAUUGUGCAAAAUACAGAUUAUGAUUUGCCGUGUCCUUGUCAUCUAUCUUAUUUAGGAUCAUUUAGGUAGCCACAUGUUACAAAGGAACAGCAGUCGGCCCUGUUAUUACGUGUGUUUGAAUCCCCCGCCUCUUGUAAUGAGAACAGGAUCACAGAGGAGAAUUAAUCUUUCUGAAGACUUUCUCACCGAUUCAACGCCUCGCUGCAUGUACUAUUUGCAGAAAUAAUAACAGGAUGGUUUGUUUAUUUCACACUUUGAAAAGAACACAAUUGCGAAAAUUGUUCAAAGUAGAGGCUGACCGAUAUCGGCUUUUCUAUUACCGAUGCCGAUAUGAAGAUGGUCAGUUGAUGGCCGAUGUGUGCUGCCGAUUUUCAUGGGCCCAUUUCCACCUUGUUUUCAAGCUAAAAUGUCACUGAUAACAUCGGUUGAUGCACUAAAUCUCUGAAGCUGAACUGUGAAUGUAACCGGCGGAUAUGGUUAGAUCUUAACGUCGUGCACCGCUCAGUGUUAAAGUCAAACAUCUAAAUAAAGCUAAUUUAGAAUAUUUAUUGUGCAGAUGUUAAUAGUGAACAUAACAAUACAUUUAAUUGAAUUCUGCACCAGACUGCCCGAGGAUGUGCCUGACUUUAAAUCAGCUUCACUAAGAACAAAUAUGUAUAAAAAUGGUAAAUAUCGGCCCAAUUUAUCGCUCUACUCCUAGUUCAAAGAUAAUAAAACCUGCUAAAUAUGCAGAAAUGGAUCUUUUGUAUGUUCAUUCUGUGUUUUUCAUCUAACCGAGUCUAACGUUGUGCACACAAGAAAAAGUUGAGGAAACUCCAAAUUGAAGAUUUUUGAAAGUUUUACCUGAAAGCAUCAAUUAAAGAAAUGAAACUGAAGUUAGAGAUUUCAGUCAAAUUAUCGGAGAAAAUGGUUGCAUUUUAUUUUUCUGGCCUCUCAUUUGAAAUUUUUUAAACACUAAAUUAACAGGGUUAUAAAUAUGAAACUCGUUUUUGUUAUAAAUGACAACAUUUAAACGUUGCUAUCUGUUAUUUCUAACAUCUGAAUAAAAUAAUUUUCUAGUUAUUUAGUAUGUUGGAUAAUGAAUAAAUUAACAUGUUUUAUAUAACCGCAAUUAUAAAAAGCACAUUUUAGAUUAAAGCCAGUUUGCUUUUUGGAGGAGGGUUUGAGACUGUCUUUAUUAUGAGCUGAAAUUCUUGUCAUCCAUGUUGUUGAACACAAAAACAGGAACUAAACGUUUGUUUUCCUUCAUCUGCAUGAUGCAAAUGUUCUAAUAUUUGACAUCCUUAUGAUAAAUUGCAACUGUUUGUAAUGGAAAGUCAGCUCAAUGUGGAUGCUCUUUUGCAGGCACAGACAGAGUUUUAAUCUGUCAGUCUGUGCAUUAUGUACAUUUUGGCUUAUGGACUUUGCCCGUGUGCAACUGUUUAUCAGAGAGAGUUUAUGGGGGCAAAGAAUGGGUGUAAUGUGGCUCCGAAGCUGAUUCAAAAGGGCUUAACUGGAUUACACCUCAUUUCAAGGAUGCUUAAGGUAAGAUUAAAACAGAUAUGUGGUAAGCGAAGAAAAACGCAAAAUCAAAUACGUGAGAAUUUUUGCUCCGUCUUGUAAGCCACUUGCAUAUGCAUCGCUCUGCUGUUUCUGUUUGCAAGGCACUGAGUUAGAAAAUAAAUAAAACCGCAGCAACAGAAACACCAGACAGUGUGUCAGUCGUUAGUUUGGGCAAUCUCAACAAAGGAGACACAUAAACAUCUCCCAUAACAGUUUUGCUCCAUUGGACCAUCGCAAUUUGACAUUAAUGGCCCUUUCUUAUCUUUUGCAACAAAUCCCCAGAGCUGGAGCAUUAGAAAUCUCUAAUCACACACACAAACACACGCACACAAUCUGAAAAGAUAAUGGAUUUAAUACCACCGCCAUUACAGUCAACUAAUGUUUGUUAAUAGUGCGGUGCCAUAUGGAAUGAGUGUUUCAAUCAUUUGAGUAAUUCCUCUCUUUGGACAGGCUGUCAAUAAAAGGCCCUGCAUUUUGUGGAUGGUGGUGUGUGUUAAUCCAGCAGGCUCUAAUGACUGCUAUGUGCCUUGAAUAGGAGCUACAGGCCCCGUGGAAGUGCCUACAGCUGUUUUAUCUUCCCUAUCAGAGCUCCACUUUAUAUUAACGCUCUAUACACAUGCUGUACAGUUGUGUAUGCAGUGUGGUGGAAAUGAAAAUGGUGGUUUAGGAGAGGAGAGUUCAUGACGUGCUUGAUUACCUCCCCCCUCUCUCCACAGCAUGCACCUUCCCCCCUAAAAUUCACUCCCAUCUCCUCCCCACGUCCCUCUACCAGCGCUGCAGCCCGGCGGAUAACCAAGCUUGGAUUAGCAGUGACAUCACACCGAAGAGACGGCUGAGCCUCAGUGUGAGGAAGGGAAAUAAGGAUGUCUGCGGAGCAGAGGGGGAGCUGGAUACUAACCGGUGCUGUAGUCGCCUGUGUUACAGCUCUGUAUGUGCCCUGUGUGCAGAAAACUGUUCCCGGUGGAGACUCAGGAGAACUGAUCACCACUGCCUGUGAGCUGGGGGUGGCUCAUCCUCCAGGAUAUCCACUCUUCACCCUCCUAGCUCGUUUCUCCAUGUGUUUGUUGCCCUCUUUCUCACCAGCCCACAGUGUGAACCUGAUGAGCAGCCUGCUGGGGGCUGCAGCUUGUGGGUGCCUCUGCAUAACUGUCUGCAGGAUGACAGGUCCUGGACCAGGAGCGGUCCUGGCUGCAGGACUCUUCGCUGUGUCCCGGCUGAGCUGGCAGUGGUCCAUGGUGGCAGAAGUCUUCUCCCUCAACAACCUCUUCAUUGGACUUCUCUUCUUCUUGACUAGCAGCUUUCAGUGUGCUGAAAACUCCACGCAGAGGAGAAAGAUUGCACGUUGGGGAGCGUUAUGUUGUGGCUUGGGCCUCUGUAACCAGCACACACUGGUUCUGUACGUGAUGGUCAUCAUUCCUUGGAUCUUUUAUCGACUUUAUACUCUAAAGGAGCUGUCUUUUGUGGGCCUCAUUUCUCUGGGAUUGAGUUUCCUUACUGGUUUUCUGCCAUACCUCUACCUGCCAGUCUCAUCCUACCUCAACGCUGCACGCUGGAGCUGGGGGGACCAGACCACCCUGUCGGGUCUGCUGAACCACCUGCUGAGGACUGAGUACGGCACCUUCAGCCUGGCUAAAACAGAAACCUCUGUGAGUCUGAGCUCGAUGCUACAGGCUCAGCUGGACCACUGCCUGCUAGAACUUUCUCCUCCCGCGCUGGUUCUGGCAGGAGCAGGCCUUCUCCUUUCCACGCAGGACAGGAGAUGUAGCUCAGUGACCUGGCUGUUGACUGUCAUGCUGCUGGUUUAUUCUCUGUUCUUUGCCUGGAGAGCCAACCUGGACAUCAGCAGACCGCUGCUGCUCGGAGUGGUCGAGCGUUUUUGGCUGCAGAGUGACGCUGUGGUGUGUGUUCUGGCUGGCCUUGGGGUGAGCUGCUGUCACACCAAGCUGGAGCAGAGGUUUGGACGUGGCGGUGUGUGGAGCACCAUCAGCUGGGUCUUUACUUUAGCUCUUCUAGCACGUAUGGUGCACACCAACCAAAGAAGUUGUGAUCAGAGCAGCAACAGCGUGGUGGAGAAGUUCGGCAGGGAGCUCCUGGCCUCCGUCCCAAAAGACUCUCUCAUCCUGACCAGAGGGGACCUGCCGGGAAACUCUCUGCGUUAUUUACACUACUGCCAGGGCCUACGGGCUGACGUCCGCCUGGUCGACCAGGAGAUGAUGACUUACUCCUGGUAUGUGGCUAAGCUGGCUCAGCACCUCCCCGGAGUCCACUUCCCCGGCCGCUUUUGGGAUCCGGUCCUCUCUGAGAAAAAGAACACCUUCGACUUCAGGCAGUUUCUGCUCCACAACACCCACAGGGACGUGUUCGCCUGCAUCGGGCUGUCUGAUGGAGACUCGAGCUGGGAGCAAAGUUUCACUCGCUGGCCUUGGGGCGUGUGCGACUACCUGGUGCCUGUUCAGAAGCAGUUUCACCCAGAAGAGUGGGCCCAGCGCACUCGCGACAUCUACAACUGGACUGAGCCACACAACAGUUUCCAUCCUGCGUCCUGGGAGCGUGUGGCUAAUGAGGAGAUGUGGCAGGCCAGGAUGAAGACGGCUUUCUUUCUGUUUGACCUGGCGGAGGGGACGCAGGGAGAGGGGAGAGCGCGCCUCUAUGAGCUGUCUUACACCCUGUAUAAGGAAAUCGUGGCAGCCCAUUCAGACUACCCCCCGAACUGGGACAAGAACUUGGCGCUGGCGUGCGAGAGGCUGCUCAGCUCAGGUCACCGAGGCUACAGUCCAGAUGGCCUGCUGGCCUGCAGCAUUCAUCACUUCUCUCUUUACUUGGAGAAGGACCCCACUGAUCCUCAGGCACCGGCCAUACGCUCGGCAGUUUCUCACCUGAUCAAAGAAAGAAACAAACUCCUUCAGAGCCAGAAGAAAUCUCCUGGGUAGGAUUGUGGAAGACCCACAGGGGGCCGGUGCUUCCAGAAUAAAAGACUAACAAGUAUCACCCGUCAUUUAGAAUUUGUUUACUUUUACUCCCAAAGAGCCUUGCUUUUAGUUAUUUUAACAAGGUUCUGUGCUAAUGCCUUUUUUCAGUCCAGUGCCUAAUCAUUUUUAGUCGUCACACACUGGUGGAAUUUGUUCUCUGCAUUUGACCCGUCCCUUGGGGAAACCGCGAGCUGCAGACACGGCUGUGCUCAGGAACUACUUGGAGGUUUCACCCCCCAAUCAGACCCCUUAAUGCCGAGUGUCGAGCAAGGAGGCAUUGGGUCCCAUUUUUAAAGUCAUCGGUAUGACCCGACCAUGGAUUUGAACCCACAAUCUCCCAAUCCCAGGGCGGACACUCAUACCACUAGGCCACUGAGCUAGUUUAACUCUCACUUAUAAAAUGUUCAGACCUGAAAGCCUUUAAAGGAGACAUAUUAUGCAAAACCCACCUUUUACACCUGUUUCUGCUGCUGGGUGGACCUCUGUUAGUCUAAACGUGAAUAAAAACCAUCUCCAUUUUCUGUCAGGUUUUAGAAACAAUGUACCAAAAAUGAGCCGUUUGAAAAAGUUCCCGUUUGUGAUGUCACAAACAAAGAAAUGGACAUAAAACCACCUCUCACCUCUUCAGGCUGGAGGAGCAGCAGCAGCUCUACUCCGAGCCCCUCCUGGAAAUCUGAGCUUCUCCGCCUAUAGCAGCCUGAGCAUGGGAUGGGUGGGCGUGGCCAGCUACAGCGUGUUAUCUUAAUGUGACAGAGCUCCGAAACGGCUCAUUCUGGAAGUUACUGAAAAUAUCAAGAAUAGAAUGACUGAAAUCUCUAUGUGGGGAGGAAUUUAGUGCAAAUAACUUCGUAAACAUGUUUUGUUUGCCCAGUGGGACUUUAAUAAUUUAGGACAAAAUGUCAUAAUGUCUCUUAAAUCAGGUGACUACAACAGAGGAUCAGUUAACUUUUGACAGACCUUCAUUAAUGAAUCUGGCCUCUUGAGUUGAUUAUUGUUACUUUCUUAUAAACCAUUAAAGCUCUAGCCAGCAAAGGUCUAAUAAACAUCUUCAGAAAGCCCACAUAGCGAUUGGUCCAUCUGAGCAGAACGCCGUUAGGGGUGAUUGAAGACGUUUGACUGUGCUUUAAAUUGGAGCCAUCGUGCCUCUUUAGGUGUUUACAGACGACCAACAGAAGGAAAGACGUUGACUGGAAAACCGUUUCUCUCGGCGUGCUCUCCGUAAACUCACCUAUUCACUUGUUCUGACUUUACAUCUCUUCCCUUUCGCCUCUCAAAGCUUUUAUCGUGCAGAUUAUUUUGCCUCAGCCUCUGUUCUUGUCUCUCACAUUAGGAUGCCAAGGCCGAGAUUGAGGGAAACCCAAUUUGGGGGCAGAAAUGGGGGUUUGGGAUUAUAGCGGCUGUUUAAUCUAGGACAGACUUGCACAGUGCCGUGCCACGCAGUCCUCUCUACACAUCACACGCCCGUCACACCCUCCUCUCUAUCCCUCCAUCAGUCUAUCUUGGAUGGUCCUUUAAAUGUUUAAAACUAAUGGAUUUGAUGUGUUUUUUCCUCUCUUCCUUCCUAACAGGAGGGCUAUAAUCCCUCGUGGAUUUAAAUGAAAUGUGAAAUGUCACAAUGCCAGAGACCCUUUUAGAGACGCGCGUGUGUGUGUGUGUGUGUGUGUGUGUGUGUGUAUUUUUGUGUGCACACAUGCUUAAAUCUCCACUCCAGCCUCUUUUUUUCUCUCUCUUCCUCUCAAAGCUGCACAUAAACACGUUUGAUAAACAGAUUGGCACAAUGAGAAGCGAAACGCUUUGAUGGUUAGAAGAGCGCUCGUCCAAACUCUAGUGAUGCACAUAGACUUCCAACUUCCAGGAAGACUGAAUUUUAGGUGGAAAACGAAUCAAGAAGGACCAAACCACACUUUUCUGUUUGAACUAAUUUGUUAUUGUCUCAAGAUCUAAAACUUCAGUCAUGUGGUUUCCUUUAAUAUUUGUGCUAACGAGCCAUAAAACCUGUAAGGUUAACCUAGCCUAGCGUAGCUGCUCUUGGAUAUGUCUUGAAAGUGAAGGACAGGAUGUGUGUCUGGUUUUUCAGAAUAAAAUGUGUCCUGUCUGUUUGCAGGUCUGGUUAACAGCUGUCUACUGAUUGGCUGCUGAGAGCUGAUGUUUUUAUGUUAUAAAAAGAACAAAAAGCUGUCAAAAGAUUAAAAUGUUUCAAUUAAAAAAAAGUUAUUUUUUGA
Messenger RNA from Nothobranchius furzeri (turquoise killifish), 12103 nucleotides. RefSeq names its product transmembrane protein 260 (gene tmem260). NCBI's taxonomy places the organism in Eukaryota, Metazoa, Chordata, Actinopteri, Cyprinodontiformes, Nothobranchiidae. The record is from RefSeq and is a predicted model, not a curated record.